GCUGAUUAAGAAGUACUGCCUUCUCCAGCCUCUGAUCUCCAGUUACUGUUCAAAAUGAGCAAGAUUGUUGUUUUUACCAAAGAGGACUUCAGUGGCAGAACAGCUGAAUUCAAGAACAAUGUCAACAACUUAGAAAAAAGGGGCUUCAACGACAUCAUCUCAUCUCUCAAAGUGAUUGGCGCACCAUGGGUAGCGUAUAAUGAUGUUAAUUUUGCUGGAAAGCAGCGAGUGUUUGAGGAAGGAGAAUACGCUACCCUAGAAGACAAGGGAAAGUUUUCUUCUCUCAAGAUGAUCACAGAUGAUCUGGAUGACCCUGAAAUCCAGCUGUUUGAGCACGUGAACUAUGGGGGAAGAAGUGUGACCCUGAACAGAGAAACCAAUCUUCAUGACAUUGAUUUCAGUGACAUCGCUUCUUCCCACAAAGUGAAAGGUGGUGUCUGGGUUCUCUAUGAGCACGUCAACCGUCAGGGUGCCCAGCUUGUGUCUUUCCCUGGAGAUGAAGUUCCCAGCUAUUUUCCGCUCUCCUUCAAUGAUGUAGCCAGCCAUGUGCGUCCCUUGCUGCCGAAGCCAUAGACAGCAUCAUUCAAAGUACACUCUGCAGCUGAAUAUAAACUGGAAUCCUUCUGGAAAGAACGAGGCAGGUGGAGGGGAAUGACUGAUCUUGACAAGAAACAAUGACUGUGACUCCAACAAGUCU
Messenger RNA from Carassius carassius (crucian carp), 697 nucleotides. Its product is annotated as epidermal differentiation-specific protein-like. Bases 55 to 573 code for a protein of 172 amino acids. The transcript has a single exon. The record is from RefSeq and is a predicted model, not a curated record. Gene Ontology annotation, molecular function: structural constituent of eye lens. Gene Ontology annotation, biological process: lens development in camera-type eye; visual perception. NCBI's taxonomy places the organism in Eukaryota, Metazoa, Chordata, Actinopteri, Cypriniformes, Cyprinidae.